AAGAUCAAAGAACUGAAAUAGAAAAAUUAAAAAAACAAUUACAAAAGGCUUACGAAGAUAUAGCUAAAAUUCAUGAUCUAUAUAAUGAACAACAUAAAAAGAACGAAAUUCUUAUUAGACAGCAAAAUUCACAGUUCAUUAAUCAGCAAGAAUGCAUCAAGGCAAUUAUUAAAAUAGCAAAUGCAAAACGUGAAUCAUUAUUCAAUGACAUAGAAUCAUUGAUCAGAGAUAAUAAUAAGUUUUCAAUCGAGAGUCUUAUUACAUAUACCUCACGAGAAUGGUUCAAUAAACGAAAUCAGGUUGCCAUUAAAUUUAUUGAAACACUCGUUCAUAACAAUCAAGAUAAUACUUUAAGCCAGGAAAAGAUUUUUAAAACUGCAGUUGCGAUCGAUACAAUAUAUGGAGCACGACAUGGAAAAUAUGUAUCAGAGAUUCAGCUUGUAGCCUUGGCCAUCAAAUAUUCAAUUGCACGAUCAAAGAUGAUAAUUAAUAUUGACAAUCAUAUUACAAGUUCGGGAAGUUAUUAUCGGUUCCAAAAAUGGUUAGAAGAGUUGUCAGAGAAUGAAGAAUCAUUACCCGAAGGCCUUUUAUUUCUUACUUUUGAUAAUGAACAAAGAGGACAAAAAAAUUAUUUGAUCGAGGAUCUAAUAUAG
Diversispora eburnea is the source of this 653-nucleotide messenger RNA. NCBI's taxonomy places the organism in Eukaryota, Fungi, Glomeromycota, Glomeromycetes, Diversisporales, Diversisporaceae. The record is from the annotation of a GenBank genome assembly.